AUGGCGGCGACAUUAGAUGCGAUCACAGGAACCGUGGACGAGACUGCUGGCUUGGUCCGAGGAGUGGGCGACACCACUGCAGCCACGCUUGGAGCUACCUUGCGCCUUACUGGUGGUCUCACACGCGGCCUCGGUCAGGCUGUGCAGACGUUUGGGGAGACGCAAGUGAUCAAACAUGGGCCCCUCGCAGCACCAUCACGGGUGUUUGCUGGUGUCUACAGGAUAGCAGGUGCAGUCCUCACAGGAGCUGGCAACGCAACUAUCGGUCUUGGUGGCACUGUCGAGGGCAUCACAGCAGAGGCAGCAAAGGUCGCCGAGGACAGCGUGAAGGUUCUGAGCGAGCCGACCAGGAGCCUUGGAGCUGCACUGCGUGGCCAGAGCCGGCAGCCGCUGCCUAAAGACGAUGAUGGCGCGGCCGAGGAAAGAUCGCUUCCUUCGGCCAGCAGCUACCUAGUCACACGGCCCAGGCAGCGGCGCGUCGCGGAGCGGCUGGCACGACGGCUGCUGCGAGAUGCUUUUGGAACUCCCAGUGAGAGGACGGUUGCGCUGGCUCCGCCUUUGACCUUGGCUUUGAUGGUGGCAUGGAUGCUCGGCCGUUCAAGUCGAGCUCCCAAUGGUGUCAGAUCAGGGUCUUCAUAUACAGAGCAUCUACAUCUGGAGCCACUGAUAUCGGAGAAUGGCGACGCCAGCCGACAAGUCUCCGAAGACUCCCAGGCGAGAUCUCGAAGUGCCAAGCUUCGCAGGCUCCUGCGGCGUGUGAGGUGUCGCCGGUGUCGUCCAGGAGUUUGGCUCCACUGUGCUGGCCUGGCGAUGCUGCUGACUGUUGUGCUGAGCGUGGAUCAGGAACAGCAGCGCCGGGCAAGAAUCAUUGAGCAAGGCUUGGGGGUUUACAGCGGUGUCACUGAUGAAGAGGAAAGCAUUCGAUGGUUCAACAUGGUCGUCUCUGCUGUUUGGACACCACUGCAGAAAUCCGUUAGCGGGCUGGGUGCUGAGCUGGCGGCAAUGUUCACUUUUCAGAUGACUCCGGGAGAAGACGAUGCACUUAGCAUCGCCUUUGAGAAUGUCACUUUUGGCCUGAACCCGCCUGUGCUGGAUGCCGUUCGCACGCCUUGCGAAGGCGCCGAGCAGGCGCUGCACGAGGCCAUGGAAAAAGCACGGGACACUCGAGGGGGCCUCAGGCCGCAAGUGGUGAUGAUGGAGGCAGAUCUUCUCUGGGUUGCGGAUCGUGAGUUUGAGGUGCUGGUGAAAGCCAGCGCGAGAUCUGCUGUUCGAAGUUCCCUCUCGCUUUUUCCACAACUGCGGGUUCGCCUUGGGGAUUUGGUCUUCGGGCCCGUGCCUGUGGCGGUGGCCAUGGAGGCAGCCCCGCAGGGGUAUCCGUACGUUGGCUUGGUGGCUCUGACGUUCGUCUCCGAGCCAACAGUGGACUUCUCCAUUACGCCCGAGAACAUCCUGGGCGGCGCCGUGUCAGCUCUGCCGCUGCUGAGGGAAGCACUGGUCGCUGGCCUGGUCUCAUCCUUGCCGCUCCUCACCGACGACCAGGUCUUAGUGUAUGAUCUCGGUGAGUACCUCGCCCCCGGAUUAUUUCCGGAGCCAACGCCGGCCGAGGAUACAGAUGUCGAGAAGCCCGGCAAUCAGCACACGCGCAGUGGCUUAUUCCAGUGGCUGUUCAGACCCCGGCUGUGGCGUCAAAGGAGAGCCUCUCCAGCUUAA
Messenger RNA from Symbiodinium natans, 1710 nucleotides. NCBI's taxonomy places the organism in Eukaryota, Dinophyceae, Suessiales, Symbiodiniaceae. The record is from the annotation of a GenBank genome assembly.